This is a messenger RNA of Spea bombifrons (plains spadefoot toad), 2321 nucleotides long. It is a transcript of the gene CDC40, whose product is annotated as cell division cycle 40. Bases 47 to 1750 code for a protein of 567 amino acids. NCBI's taxonomy places the organism in Eukaryota, Metazoa, Chordata, Amphibia, Anura, Pelobatidae. Gene Ontology annotation, cellular component: catalytic step 2 spliceosome. Gene Ontology annotation, molecular function: mRNA binding; protein binding. The transcript has 15 exons. Gene Ontology annotation, biological process: mRNA splicing, via spliceosome. The record is from RefSeq and is a predicted model, not a curated record.
AAGCUGCUGCGCGGCGAAGCUUUCUUGACGUACUUCCUGGGAAAUAAUGGCGGCAGCAAGUGCUCUUGUUUCGUACAGCAGCGGUUCCGAGUCAGAACCAGAGGCUGAGGGGCAAGAAAGCGGUAUCCAUCUUAAACCGUUGCCGCUGGGAGCUGGUGCUUUAAAGGUAGUGGAUUCUGCACCCGAGGUGGCAGUGAAGGAAGAUGUGGAAGCUGGCGUUCAUCUGGACCCUUCCAUCAAGGAAGUCCAGUUUAAUCCUACCUAUGAAACCAUGUUUGCACCCGAGUUUGGACCCAAUAAUCCUUUCAAAACACAGCAGAUGGCUGCACCAAGAAACAUGCUCUCUGGGUACGCGGAACCAGCUCACGUCAAUGACUUCAUGUUUGAACAGCAGAGGCGAACGUUUGCAACUUAUGGCUAUGCCCUCGAUCCCACAAUAGAUACUCAAGAAACGGCCAAUAAAUAUAUUGGUUCAGUGGAUGAUGCGGAAAAGAAUCAAGGAUUAACGGUGUUUGAAACCAAUCUGAAGAAAUCAGAAAAACGGAAAAAAGUAAAAGGAAGUGAUGCGUCAGACAUAGAUGGCUUCCUUGGUCCUUGGGCUAAAUAUAUCGAUGAGAAGGAUGUUGCGAAGCCCUCAGAGGAGCAGCAGAAAGAGCUGGAUGAAAUCACUGCUAAGAGGCAGAAGAGGGGUAAACAAGAAGAAGAAAAGCCAGCUGACGAGAAGACCAUCUUGCAUGUCAAAGAAAUGUAUGACUACCAAGGCAGAUCUUAUAUUCAUAUCCCUCAAGAUGUCGACGUCAACUUGCGCUCCACUGAAGCACCUGAUAAAUGUUAUCUUCCUAAGAAACAGAUCCAUGUUUGGUCUGGACAUACUAAGGGUGUCAGUGCUGUGAGAUUAUUCCCUCAUUCUGGACACUUGCUGCUCUCUUGCUCAAUGGAUUCUAAGAUUAAGCUUUGGGAAGUGUACAAAGAACGGAGAUGUUUACGGACAUUCAUAGGGCACAGUAAAGCCGUUCGAGACAUCUGCUUCAACAAUGCUGGAACUCAGUUCCUAAGUGCAGCUUACGACCGUUAUCUUAAGCUGUGGGAUUCUGAAACAGGUCAAUGCAUUUCCAGAUUUACAAACAGGAAAGUACCUUACUGUGUAAAAUUUAACCCGGAUGAAGAUAAACAGAGUCUGUUUGUGGCUGGCAUGUCUGAUAAGAAAAUAGUGCAGUGGGACGUUCGAAGCGGGGAGAUCGUUCAGGAAUAUGACAGGCAUCUGGGAGCUGUCAACACCAUUACGUUUGUGGAUGAGAACAGGCGCUUUGUGAGCACCUCUGAUGAUAAGAGUUUGAGAGUCUGGGAGUGGGAUAUUCCUGUGGACUUUAAGUACAUUGCCGAGCCAAGCAUGCACUCCAUGCCUGCUGUGACAUUGUCACCUAAUGGUAAAUGGCUUGCAUGCCAAUCAAUGGACAACCAAAUUUUAAUAUUUGGAGCUCAGAACAGAUUCAGACUGAAUAAAAAGAAAAUUUUCAAAGGUCAUAUGGUAGCAGGCUAUGCUUGCCAGGUUGACUUUUCUCCGGAUAUGAGCUAUGUGGUCUCUGGUGAUGCUGAUGGGAAGCUGAACAUCUGGGACUGGAAAACAACAAAGCUGUACAGCAGACUGAAGGCUCAUGAUAAAGUCUGCAUCAGUGCUGUUUGGCACCCUCAUGAAACAUCCAAAGUUAUUACAUGCGGAUGGGAUGGUCUUAUCAAACUAUGGGACUGACGACAUCAAUCCAGGAGCUGUGUGCUUGUAAUCAUAUAUAUAAUUACCUGCUCUUAAAGUGACAUUGUGGCUGGUUUUCCCAAAAUCUAUCUGAUCUGUGAUAUUUUAAAAUAUCAUAUGACCAAAUGGCACAGUGGCUGGUCUAGCACCACACAUCUUCAUCAUGUAUUUAAUUUUAUAAUCUGCCUACCAGAUACCGAACAUGGCCGACCAGCCGAAAUAACCAUUAAGUGUAUCUGUUCUAAAUGGUAUAUGAGCUACGUGGUCACAGAAUAGAUAUUUUCAUGAUAUUUUUUUACCAAUAUUUUGUGGGGAGGAAAAUGUAAAAAUAUUUAAAUGUUCUUUGGAGGCAAAAGGUAUAUUUGACAGCUGAUAUUUGCGCUAGUAUUUUUUUUAUUUUUUAUUAUGUAAAUGACUCGUUCUAUGUUUUGGUCAUUUACAUAAAACUGUGUGAAAUUGUGUAUAUAUGCUUGGACUGGCGCAUUACAUAAUGUAAGUCAUCUAUGAGCUCUGUGUAUAGCUAUAUUGUCCUUUUUAUAAGUACAAAUAAACUUUUAAUUUUCUUUUUAAA